This is a messenger RNA of Morone saxatilis (striped sea-bass), 942 nucleotides long. RefSeq names its product interleukin 12B, b (gene il12bb). The transcript is spliced from 7 exons. The record is from RefSeq and is a predicted model, not a curated record. Bases 1 to 942 code for a protein of 313 amino acids. NCBI's taxonomy places the organism in Eukaryota, Metazoa, Chordata, Actinopteri, Moronidae. Gene Ontology annotation, molecular function: protein binding.
AUGCGUGUAUUGCUCCUUAUAGCCCUGUGUGCUGGACUGUGCUGGUCCAGCUCGGACAGCAACCAAGUGAGAAUAGAGACUCUAAUGGAUAAUGUUCUGGUCCUGAGGGUGCCCAAGAGAGAGGGCAGCAGUGUGUAUGUUCCUCUGACCUGUGGAGAAGCUUAUCAAAACCAGCCUGUGUUUUGGAAGAAAGAUGGCAUGGAGCUUGAGCCAGCUCUGCAGGGGAACCAGGUCACUGUCCUGGUGGAGGAGAUGGAUGGAGGGAACUACACAUGUCACCUCGGCCCAGACGGAGAAUAUCUCAACCACACUGUGAUCCUGAUCCAACUAGACCAAAACAAUGGGAGUGUCAUGCUGGAAGAAAUAUCCCCUAGAGAAGGUCACAUCCACUGUUCAGCACUUAACUAUAACGGCUCCUUCCACUGCACCUGGACAAGAACAAGCUCCAGAUCCGACGCAACUGUGCUCCUGGUGAAGGCAGAGCGUAAUUUGGAAAGGAUUCCCUGUGAGCUGAGUGCUAAUGGAUCAGCGAUUCACUGCCAGGAUUCCAGCUGUCCCUACAAAGAAGAACAACACAGAAUCUCCCUCACCAUCUACAUGCGUAGCUACUGUCGUCUAGAGGCCUACACAAAGACUUUCCACCUGAGAGAUAUUGUGAGGCCGGCAAAACUCCCUAACCUGCACAAAAUUGACGGGACUGUGUUCAGCUGGAACUACCCUGACUCCUGGGAGAAGCCCGAAACGUACUUCAGCCUGGAGUUCGAGGUCAAGGUGGUCCCUAAUGGACAAUCCUGUCACAGUGACGAUUUCUUACUGGAACAAAAAAACAUUAUUGAAACUAAGUUUGAGGUCAAUGUGAAAACCAAGAGAUAUGUUUUCUGUGUGCGAGCUCGGGACAAACACACCAUGGGGCUGUAUAGUCACUGGAGCCACUGCACGUAA